UUUUUCCCUUUUUUAAUUUGCUUUUUGUUUUGGUUGUUGAAUUCCUUGAAUUGUUGGGAAUAGUUUCCGUUUAUGGCGUUUUGGCUUUGAAAAUUCAUUGUUGGAAGCUUUAUCUUUUAACGUCUGAAUUCACGCUUACGACCCUUGGCUGGUUGAAGGUUGAAGCAUUGCUUUCGUGUUUGUUGCCUGAAGAAAACAAGAAACCAGAAAAUAAAAAAAUAAAAAAACCCUCAUUUUCACCAUCUGUCAAGGGCUUUAAUCAGUGCCUUGGAAAAGUAUUUAUAGUUUGCAUUUUAAAUUGAAUUUGUUUUCUUUUAAUUUUAUCUUUUCGCUUUUUCCGGCAAGGGUUUAGUCGUCUUCAACUAGUUCUCUUCGUAAAAAGUUGUAUAUGAAUAUAACGAGAAUAAUUUAUGGCCAUGACUGGAGAAAGUUUUCUUUUGUUAUUUAAAAUUCUGAAUUUGCUUUCCUGACAGAGCUUUUACUCGAUUUAGCAUGUUGGGCUUGGCUUGUGCUUUUUUCUUCAGAACUUGAAUUUUUCCUGAAAUUUAUUGUUGGGUUUGUUUUGAGCGAAUGCUUCAGAGGUAAGAGGCACACAAGGUGAAAUCUGACCGGCGAGGACUGAGCAUCUAUGAGCCUAGUGGGUGAACCAGCAGUACAAAUUCUUCAUUGUGCACGGUAAUGACAAAAAAGUCUUACUUUUAUUGGAGCAAUUUCGGGGUUUGAAGUGGCCGUAGGCAGGGGCAAUGCAAUUUAUCUUGGGAUGAGGAAAUUCAACGCAAUUGUCACAAAGAAGGUGUUUCUGUCAUGAUGGAUCCUCGAGCUUUCGUAAGAGUAUCAGUAGGGGCACUUGGGUUGAGAAUUCCAGUUGCCUCAAAAGCUGUGAGGGCGGGGGUCCAUGCUCUCUCUUCUCCUUGCUUCUGCGAGGUUAGGCUAACAGGGCUUCCUACACAAACCACAUCAGUUCCUUUGAUCACGUCAUCCUCCACCCCUGGUAGCCAAGAUCUUCACAGUAUUGCUGCGACUUUCUAUCUCGAAGAAUCUGAGUUGAAAAAGUUGAUUGCUCCGCGGCGUUUUAAGUCCUCCCUAGCUUAUUUGGAGAUAGUGAUCUUUACUGGGAGACAGGGAUCUCAUUGUGGUGUUAGCAGUAGUAAGCAAAUUGGGACCUUCAGAUUGCAAGUAGGAGCAGAAUGGGCAGAGGGGAAAACGUUGCUGCUUCACAAUGGAUGGACUAACAUUGGCAAGAACAAAGUGGAAGGUAGCAGUCCCAGGGCAGAGCUCCAUGUGAGAGUCAAGGUUGAGCCUGAUCCUCGAUACAUAUUUCAGUUCGAGGACGAGACAGCAUUAAGCCCUCAGAUUGUGCAACUGCAGGGUAGUGUGAGGCAGCCAAUAUUCAGCUGUAAAUUUAGUCGAGACAGAGGCACUCGUGCACGAGCCUCUCAACUUGAUGGCACUGCAAAUGGUUGGUCUGGCUCUCAUAAUAGUGAUAAAGACAGUGAAAGACGGGAUAGAAAAGGAUGGUUGGUUAUGAUCCAUGAUCUUUCUGGAUCUGCAGUGGCAGCUGCUUCCAUGGUAACCCCCUUUGUGCCUUCUACAGGUUCUGAUCGUGUCUCACGAUCCAAUCCUGGGGCAUGGUUGAUUCUGCGACCAGAUUCUUCUGGCGUGGAUAGUUGGCAGCCGUGGGGAAGGCUAGAAGCAUGGAGAGAACGUGGUGGGAAGGACUUUAUUGGUUGUAGAUUUCAAUUAGUUGAAGAAGGUGGUGGUCUAGGAGUGAGUAGUGGAAUUGUGAUUUCAGAAACCCUUAUCAGUGCAGACAAAGGUGGAGAGUUCCUCAUUGACACUUCCAAAGUAACACCUUCAAUAUCUCCAAUUCUAAGUCCUCACAGUAGUGGGGAUUUUACCUUCAAUUUUGGACUACAAAUUUUAGGAGGCUUUGUGAUGACUUGCCGUGUACAGGGUGAGGGGAAGAGCAGCAAACCUUUGGUACAAUUGGCAAUGCGACACAUAACAUGUGUGGAGGAUGCUGCAAUCUUCAUGGCACUAACUGCAGCAGUGGACUUGAGCAUUGAAGCCUGCAAACCAUUUACAAAAAAGCUGAGAAAGGCUAUUCGGGAUUGAGGGAAGAACUUUAUAUGAACAGCUUGCGCUCCAUUUCUUCUCUUCUAGAUGCUGCUUUGUUGCAAGAAUCUUUUUUACAAAGUGACAAAUGCAUCAAUCCUGGAUCGCAUAUCAAAUAGUUACAUGUUUUAUAACCUUGUCUAUAAACUGGCAAUUUUAACAGUUCCAGAUCACCUCUCUGUACUGCAUAAGAUAGUUUUUGUAUAAAUAUUCAUAUCAUAGUAUUGAGACUGUAUUGUACUCUUUUAAGUAUGAUCUUUUUUCAUUUUCA
Cryptomeria japonica (Japanese cedar) is the source of this 2386-nucleotide messenger RNA. RefSeq lists its product as uncharacterized. The transcript has 2 exons. Bases 805 to 2115 code for a protein of 436 amino acids. NCBI's taxonomy places the organism in Eukaryota, Viridiplantae, Streptophyta, Pinopsida, Cupressales, Cupressaceae. The record is from RefSeq and is a predicted model, not a curated record.